AGUUGCUCACCUCGAGAAGGGUCUUCAAAAAAAAAACAUUCAAAUAUCCAGAAGCCUCUUAAAAGGUUGAAAAUGCCACCUCCUAAUCAUUUGGGCCGAGUUAGUCAACUCUCAGCUUAUUUAACCAUUCAUUAUUCUUUACCAGCUAAAAUCAAAAACCGAAAUUUAUCCAGUGCACAAUCCAAAACGCUAAAAAUACCAAAAGAUAUUCUAACAACUAUAUAGUUUUACAACACUUUAGCUCUUAAUGCUUAUUUCCUUUCCCUCGAUUCCCUACCUUUAACUUAACUUCCAAGUUCCAAAAAAAAAACAAAAAACUAAUUUCCUUUUUUCUUUUAAAAAAAAAACCAAAAUUUCAUCUACAUAAACACACAACUCCCUCACAAACUACACACUCUUUUCUCACUUUCUAUCUCCCUCAUAUUAAACAUAACACGAAAACUCUCUAUAUAAAUUUCCCAAGUAAAGUUAAAAAUGCACACAAAUGGAGAAGCCAAACAAGAGGAAAACCUCUUAAAAAAGAAAGGGCAAAAAUGGGUUAAUUCCCUUGAAAUUGGGUUAAGACUAUCAGCAUUUGUAACUUCCAUUUCUGCUACUUGUAUUGCAUUUACUUCCAACCAAUCUGCCCUUAUUUUUGGUAUUCAAAUGGAAGCCAAAUACAGCUACUCUUCUGCUUUCAAGUUUUAUGCAUUUGCAACUGCAAUAGCAAGUGUGAGUUGUGUUUUAUCAUUGGGUUUCAUCUUCUUUCUCAACUGCAGAACUGCUCCUUCAAACUAUAAUUGGUUCAUUUUCAUGCAUGAUCUGGUGAUAAUGUGUGUGUUGGUGUCCGGAUGUGCGGCAGCAACAUCAAUAGGAUAUGUGGGACAAUAUGGAAACGAACAUGCUGGGUGGAUGCCAAUUUGUGAUCAUUUUCAUGCCUUUUGCCACAAAAUUACUACUGCUGUUGCACUUGGUUACAUCUCUUGCAUCUUCUUCUUCUUCCUCACCAUCAUCUCCACCACCACCGUUGCUCCGACUUUACACCUUUGAUUACAAAUAUUAUUAUUAUUAUUACUGAUCGUAAUCUAAAACGACUAAUAUUGUAUUCACGGUACAAGUAUUAUCGUCUAUUUCAUCAAUAUCAACUUCCCCGAUUCCUUGUGUUGUUGCUUUUUUAGUAUGUUUUUGUGACUUCCUUUCUUUUGUUCGGGUAAGAUUGGAGAAUUCUGAUGAUUUUUACUCAAAUCACAAUUCGAGAACAAUAGACUGUUUCAGCUGCAUAGUAAUUUUGAUUGUUUAUAUACUCCUAUGUUAUAGUAGUGCUUACUAUUAUUCUAGCAACUAAAAUCUAUAUUUGAUUCCAAAAUAUUCAUCGGAUUUACAUCUGGGUAGGCAUGGGUAUAGAAACUUUACAAUAUGGUCUAUGGGCAGUGGGUAUGUUGGUAGUUUAGGAGAUUUUAGGAGGGUAUGGCCGUUAAGGGUUAAGGAAGGAGGUACCCGCUCCAAUCUGCCCAUUUUAUCAUCCCUAGAACGUCCGAUCAAGCACAAGACAUGACAACACAAAGAAAGGUACUGUUAUUGAUGAUGAAAUACUGCUACUGAUUGCUAUUAUUAGUUACAUACACCCUCUAUUUCUCUGUGUCCCAUUUGGUUUUUAUCACUGUCCGUCAAACCUUAAGACGCUAGAGCAUAGCAACGGAAAAACUCAAAGCUCGUCAAAUGAAACUCAACUGUAAAAAAUGACCCAACUCCAACCCAAUUUGCCUAACAAAUUUCGGCUUCAUUUUCUACACCAUCACAAAAGCAUACCAACAUCAUUCUUAAAAAAGCAUCAAAUUAUAUUUGUAGAGGAUGAUUCAUAAUAGACAUUAUCAGUCACUACUCAGUAACAUAUCCAUUGCCAAAGCUCCAACACUCUAGGGUAGCAAUUUAUCAAAAAUGAAAACUUAUCUCUUAAAACCUGGCUAAUAUAACAACAAUGAAUAGAUAAUGAGUUACUCUUUUCUAAUUGGAGGACAUAUCAAACACACUCUUUGCCCUAACUAAAUAGAAUUCAACUGAACUCAACUUGAACUGGAACUUGAUGAGUAAUGAAUGAGUGAAAAUAAUGGGGAAUACCGAACAUAACUUACUAGAUACUAAAUUGUAAG
Amaranthus tricolor (Joseph's coat) is the source of this 2129-nucleotide messenger RNA. RefSeq names its product CASP-like protein 1F1. Lineage: Eukaryota; Viridiplantae; Streptophyta; Magnoliopsida; Caryophyllales; Amaranthaceae. The transcript has 3 exons. The record is from RefSeq and is a predicted model, not a curated record. The coding region runs from base 475 to 1029 and encodes 184 amino acids.